GCCCCGCCCUCGCCGCCCGGUGAGCGGCCCUGGCGGCUCGAGCCCAUGAAGGGGUCGCGGCGUCUGCGCUCUCCCGCGCUGGUGCUGCUGCUCCUGCGGCCGCUGCUCGCUGCCGGAGACUCCGCGUCCCGCCCGCAGACCCGAGCCAUGAACCCGGGCGGCGGUGAGCGGGGCUCCCCGGAGGACAGCCACCGUCUGCAGCGCUCCACGGUGCCGGGCUCCGACCCGCAGCGCAGCAACGAACUGCUCCUGCUGACGUCCGGGGAGGGAGGUUCCCCGGAGCAGCGGCAUCACGUCCUCUACUUCCCCGGGGACGUGCAGAAUUACCAUGAGAUUAUGACUCGUCAUCCUGAGAAUUAUCAAUGGGAAAAUUGGAGUCUAGAAAAUAUUGCUACCAUUUUAGCCCGCCGUUUUCCCAAUAGUUUUAUUUGGGUAAUAAAGUGUUCCCGAAUGCAUUUGCACAAAUUCAGCUGCUAUGACAAUUUUGUGAAAAGCAACAUGUUUGGUGCACCAGAACAUACUCCAGACUUUGGAGCCUUUAAGCACUUGUAUAUGUUAUUAGUUAAUGCUUUUAACCUAACUCAGAACGGUAUGCUGUUCAAGAACAGGGGUGUUUGGAAUAAGGAUUGUAAAACAUCUAACUGCGAGUCUAAUUCUUCUACUAGUAUUGGUAGCCAAGAGGAAAACGAGAGGACCUGUGAGCAUGUUGAUGAGCCUUCCAUGAGUUUUGCUCCACUGUCAUUGGAUGGUGCAUCGUUUACUUUGAUUGGAUUCAGUAAAGGCUGUGUUGUUUUGAAUCAGUUGCUGUUUGAGUUGAAGGAAGCCAAGAAAGACAAGAACAUAGAUGCGUUCAUCAAAAGCAUAAGAACAAUGUACUGGCUGGAUGGUGGGCAUUCCGGAGGAAGCAAUACGUGGAUCACAUAUCCAGAAGUCUUGGAAGAAUUUGCUCAAACAGAAAUUACUGUUCACACUCAUGUAACACCUUACCAAGUACAUGAUCCAAUGAGAUCCUGGAUUGGAAAGGAGCACAAGAAAUUUGUUCAGAUACUCAGGGAUUUGGGGAUGCAAGUGACCAGCCAAAUUCAUUUUGCGAAGGAAACUCCUUCCAUAGAGAAUCAUUUCAGGGUUCACGAAGUAUUCUGAGACUAUUACUGUGCUUGCUUAAUGGGAGAAUAAAUUUUUGAAUGUUAUAAAUGCAGAUGAUGAGAUGCAAUAUUAAUGAUGCAUCAUCAGUUUGUGGGCUAAGAAGAUGCACAUUCCAAAAAUAUGAGUGUCAAAUACAGUAGGGUUGUUUUGCUUGUUAAGUGUGGGCAAUUUUAAAUUCUGAUCGGAUUAGAAUUAGUUUGAAAUCUCAAAGGGUAGUUUGUGCUAAUUCUAUGACCAUUAAUAUGAAAGCAACCAUGUUAGUUUUUUAAAAGGUAACAAAAUUGGUGUUGGAAAUAGUUGACUUUUCUGAGACCUAUUUUAAUCUAACUUUGGUAAUAACGGCAUUCAGCUGUCGACUAGAGACGUGUCACUUGCCUCUGUCCAACACACUCUGGGGACAACUACACCCUGCAUCCAGACUCCUGGGGUUUCUGAACCCCUAGACUCAUUCUCAGUGAUCCACCAAGUGUGUUUUGUUUUUUAAAGUCAAAAUAUAUUUAUCCCCCUGUAUUCAAGAUUAUAGAAUUGUAUAGUUGGUUUUUAAAACAUUACACUGAGCACUGUAACUUAAUUCUUAAUUGUCGGUUUUUAAUUAUUUGUUAGUGUGCUCUCAAAACGAGACAGAUUUCACAGACCUAAAUCAGCAUUUCUUCAGAAGCAUGGUUUUGUCUGCCAAGAGAAAAUAGCUUUCUUUGGCCAAAUGUAAAAUUAAAUUGAUGAGAUAAGAAAGGUUACAAAGGAAGGUUUGGAGACACAAAUAAUUUAAAUUUUGGCCCAGAAACUGAAUUUGCUUAACACUGCUACAUAAUUUGGGCACAUUUUUCUUUACUACAAAAAUGCAUUUUGAGAAACCUAGAUCUAACGAAUUUCAAACAACAUUGGAACAUAGCUGUGUAGUUUUAAAAAGUGGUCAGGCACUUUUUUAUUUAUAAAUAAUGCUGUGCAGGUCAUGAAAUAACUAACAGGGAACUAAAAACCCUGCUGCUUUGGGCAAGAAACUGAACUAAAGAAUGGCACCUCCCAGGCCCAGCAAGCUAGUCUAUUUAUCAAACAAUAUGAAAAGAGUUAAGUCUUUGGAUUCUUCCAAAGUUACAUCUUAAUCAGCCUAUAAGUAUAUUCCAAAUACUCACUCAUGAUAAAGGAUUCCUUCACACAUGUUUAAAAAUGAGUAUAAUUCCAUCAACUUACAGUUGAGUAUCUGUACAUUUUCCUAAGUAGUUGUAUAUUGUUCCACUUUCUUUGAAUAUCCAUUCUUUUGAGAUCAACACUUCCCAUUGUAAAAACAACUUACCUGGUUUCUAACUUACUAUGUAUUUCCUUAACAUUAAGCACUGUGAUUGGAUGGCUAUCUUUAAUAAUCCUCAAAUGUGUCACUUAAUAUAAAACUGAACUAUUGAAUGGUCAUACAGAAGGGAAAAGCUUUAGUUUUCACAGGAUUAACUGAAGUAGAAAGAGAAGGGUUUUCCUUUAAGAACUCAUUGAGUUCUUCACCUCUCCCUAUGAAUGUUCAAUUGUUACAUGUUAAAGUGGAUAUUGAUCAGAUGGACACUAGAACCAUCAUCACCUCUGGAGACAGUCUUAAGUACUACAGAUGCUAAGGAGUGAAUGAUUGAGUUGACCCUCACACAGGUAUUUCUGUUUAGUACUUCAAAGUGGUCCUUUCUUUCAUCUGUUUAAAGUUGUAUAUGCUAAUUUUUUAUGGUAAACAUGCUACUUGAUUGUGCCUUUGUAAAGAGUCACUGAGAGAAGUGGUCCUACAAAUGUGAACAUUGUUACCACUACAGCAUGAAUGUAUAAUAUUAAAAAUAAUAAUCCACAGAAAUGUUAUUUGGAUG
Molecule: messenger RNA, 2981 nt
Organism: Mus pahari (shrew mouse)
Lineage: Eukaryota; Metazoa; Chordata; Mammalia; Rodentia; Muridae
Gene: C5H2orf69
Product: chromosome 5 C2orf69 homolog
Exons: 2
Coding region: 46-1143 (365 amino acids)
Cellular component (GO): mitochondrion
Source: RefSeq, a predicted model, not a curated record